AUGAAUCAGUCGACAUUUCAAGAUCUCUCUCCUUCCUACAUUUUCAAUGUCUAUGAGUUCAUGUGGGGAUAUCUAUACAUACAUUAUACAGAAACUUACAUUGACNUGAGAUUGCCUUUGCACAAGCGAUUUGACGCAGUGAUCACGCUCUGUUACGAGGCCAUGGCUAGGCUUCGUGAUCCUGUUUAUGGCUCUGUUGGCCAUCUCUUCUCUCUUCAGCACCAGGUGAUGAAUCUACAAGCAGAGCUUGCUCAUGUUCAAGCUCGUCUUUCAACAUUUCAGCACUUUCCUCUACAGUCGCCACAGCUGCCGUCUAUCGAUCUUGCGCAUAACAAUGUAUAUCCGAUGGAACAGCCGAGUAACUUGGAUAGUGCGUGGGAAGAAGAACAUUUACCUCAAGGUGGAAUUGAAGAUGGGGAAUUCCAAGAACUGGCGAUGCAGUACAUCUCAAGGUACUUACCAGCGGUCAAACUUCCGGCUGGCACUUAGGUCAAACUACAAGUCAGACGUAUGUAUCAUAGCAAUGGAGAGUAGGAAAAAAAGGGACGAGUCUCCAUUCCCAAAGUUGACCAUUCCACUUAAGAUCAUUACUAUGCCAAUAUGCCCAUCUUAAGAGAUAUAUAUAGCUAAAAUUAUGUAUGCAUGUUAGAAUU
This is a messenger RNA of Camelina sativa (false flax), 653 nucleotides long. The record is from RefSeq and is a predicted model, not a curated record. NCBI's taxonomy places the organism in Eukaryota, Viridiplantae, Streptophyta, Magnoliopsida, Brassicales, Brassicaceae.